Anisakis simplex (herring worm) is the source of this 810-nucleotide messenger RNA. NCBI's taxonomy places the organism in Eukaryota, Metazoa, Nematoda, Chromadorea, Rhabditida, Anisakidae. The record is from the annotation of a GenBank genome assembly.
AUGAAAGCGAAUGAUACGACUCUAUCGGAUACUGUAUUGGCGGUGUUGAAACGAAACGCACUCAGCUCUGCAAAUGUGCCAGCUGAAUACGAAGGUAUGGGAAUGUGUAACAAGGAUUUGUUAUGCCUAUCGGAGGUGCUUGGAUUGGAUUUCAACGUUUACAUGCGAUUACUGCAAAUUCAACGCGCUGUCACCGUGAUCACUUUGUAUGGCAGUGAAGAGCAAAAACAAACGCUGUUACCGAAAAUAGCGUCGGGUGCUCUGAAACCAGCAAUAUUAUUGUUUGACGAGAAUGGGAAUUUCGAUUUCGAAUCAAUUCAAACUUCGGCGAUCGCGUCUGGCGAUGGAGUGGAGAAAAUAAGCGGUACAAAAAGUUCAGUGAUCGGCGUUGCAGAUGCAAAUCUUUUCUUAGUGUUCGCUAUGAGGAAAUCGAAUCUUCAGCAAAAAGGGAAUAUGGCCUGUUAUAUAAUAGAAAGAGAACAUCUGCCUCAACAAAGUUGUCUAACGAUAAACUCACGUAUCAACACACUUGGUCUUAACGCUCUUCAUGUAAGUGAUGUUGAACUAAAAGACGUCCCGGUGAACUCGUCAAGCCUACUCGGUUCCGUGAACGAUUCUCGUGAUAUCGCUCUAGAACUAUCCGCUUCGAAUGGUUACACAUACGGCGCGGCUGUUGUCGGUUUCCUGAAGUUAUUAAUCGGUGAGUUAUCACAUUUCUGUAAUACAACAAUACAGUUCAAAUCGCCAUUGUCCGAGAAUCUUGGCAUACAGGUGAACAUAGAUAUCUUUUCUAAAGUGUUUCGAAAAUGA